Messenger RNA from Podarcis raffonei (Aeolian wall lizard), 5510 nucleotides. It is a transcript of the gene ZNF384, whose product is annotated as zinc finger protein 384. Gene Ontology annotation, cellular component: nucleus. The transcript has 10 exons. NCBI's taxonomy places the organism in Eukaryota, Metazoa, Chordata, Lepidosauria, Squamata, Lacertidae. Gene Ontology annotation, molecular function: DNA-binding transcription activator activity, RNA polymerase II-specific; RNA polymerase II cis-regulatory region sequence-specific DNA binding. The coding region runs from base 2429 to 4222 and encodes 597 amino acids. The record is from RefSeq and is a predicted model, not a curated record. Gene Ontology annotation, biological process: regulation of transcription by RNA polymerase II.
ACCCGAGGUACCACUGUAUAGGCAUUUGGCCCAUAGCCUGAUCUGAUGGAGUUUUCCUUAUGGGCUUAAAUGGGUUCCUCCUUUCGCUUUCCCCCCAGGGCCAAGGGCUGCAUAUGCUUCCCCACCAAAUUAUCCUCUUAUUUCAGUGUACAGCUUUUAAGUGCAUUGCACUUCUCCUGCGGGCCGCACUCCGAAUGCUGAUAAAAAAUCUUCCUCACGCCAAUUCUAAAAUGUGACUUCUUGGAACUGCUGUGGUUUUGUGCAGGGAGAUCAUUUGGGUUACCUGGAAGCAGGUGGCAAAACAGUUCCAGAAAGGAUAGGUCUUGUAGUAGGUGGAUCUUGCCCACUGGAUAAGUUGCUGCUUUGUUUUUAUAUUUUCUUGUAUGUUCUGGGGUGGGGGUCCUAAUGUUUUUAUAGUUGACAUUGGAUAAACAUAGUUUAGCAUUGCAAUAUACGAGUUCUUGCUCCCCCACAAUCUGAAUUGUAAGCAGGGUGUUUGUAUCUGCAACUUUCUGUUUCUUUUUUUCUUUGCUGGAGUCUGCCCUUAAAAGCACCUCAUCUUGCUCUCUAGGCCUUUCAGGGGCACAGGUCUGAGUCUGCAAUCUGUAUUGAUGUAUCAGAUGUUAGUAGCUAGACCCCUGAAAUAUGGCACUUGAGUACGCUUAUUUCUGUAUAAGGUACUAUCCCUUCUCUGUAGCUUGUUUAAUUGUCCAUAGUACCUUAUGGUCCAGCCUGAGUCAUUAGGGCAUGUCAUUUUAGGAGAUGAAACUUACGUUUUGCAAAUUUCUUUAGUGAGGAGUCUUAAAAAUAAGUUUUUGGGUGCAAGGAAUUUAAAUCUAUUAUUUUUGUGAUUGGACAACAUUUAAAUUACUUUUUGAAAAAUUUAUCUUCUGAAAAUGUCAAGUAAUAUAACUGCAAGUACUUGACAAUCAUUUUUAAUGAUUUCUAUACAAUUUUGCACACAUACUACUUUCCAAGCAAAACUAAAAUAUAUUAAUUUAACCAAAAUAUAUUUUGUGUUUCCAAGUCCUUGCAGCUUUUUAGCACCCCUCAGUUUUUGAAUUUGAAUGUUGAAAAAUUAAACACGCCCUCCUGAGGCAUGCCCAAUAAGUUUGGUUUGCUUUGAACAGUCAGUGAUAUCAAGAAUAAUGUUUCUUAAUAGCUUUAUUGCUCCAUACUUAAUCCUUAGUGGUAAUCUUUGAUGGAAACCCUUGGGAACUCUGUAAUUAUAAGCUGGAGGUGAAUGAAAUUUGAAUAUGUGACAGUAUGUUAGUAAUUAAUGUGGUAUUUCUGCAGAUUGUUCUUAAAUUAUCUGUUUUGUCAGUAAAUACAAACUUUGGUUGGAAAGUUUGUUUUGCUUUAAAGUUGCACUGGUAACCCUUGAUGGGUGACUGGAGGUGAGAAAAAAGUUUAUUUGGCUUAUCUUUGACAACAGAAAUAACUUUCCCAUAUAAUCCCAUUCUAAAGUUACCGCCAAGAAUGUGCAUAGGAUUGCAACCAUUGUUCAUUAGAGGUCAUUGGGAGGCCUCUGUUGCAUGUUUCGUAUUAGAAAAUAUGUAUGCAUUAUCAUAUUAAGUAAACUUUCCAUUGUGGAAGUUGUGCUGUGGUGUAAAACUCACAUUUUCUCCAAGUUUAUUUUGGAAAAUUCUGUAAAACUGUCUUUCCUUAGCUGUUGUUCUUACUUAAAUUAAGGCGCAACUAACAUGACUUCUUGGCAACACUCUACUGGCAUGCAUUUUAGAUGUAUAAUCAUGAAUGAUUGUGGGUGGCUCUGGACAUGGCUUUAAAAAAAUAAAAAUAAAGCAACAUUUUCCUGGCAGGUCUGUCAUACAAUGUAAAGGGUGUAUGAUGAGGUAGAACACCCAGGACAUACAUAAGGAUGUCAGUUGUGUUUUAUAAAAAUUCACCAUUGCGUGUUCUGUUUGGGAUAUUCUUUUAAUACUCUAGCUCUUGCAGUGGGGCUUUUUCAAAGGCCUCCAGACUGAAGGAAAAAUUGAGAUUGGAUGGCAUUAAUCAAGCAUAUCCUAUUUUGGAGAGUUGUGUACUAGCAGCAUGGGAGUGACUACAAAUAGGGAGUCCCGACCCAGGACUUUGGCAUUCUGUUGACACAUCUGGGAGAGGGGAAAGGUUUUUUAUGUCCUGUUGAUCUCAGAGGAUUCAGAGCUAAGAGACGUAUCCUUUGACUGAGCAAAGUCAGCAGAACAUUUGGGCCAUGUGGCCCCACCUCAUUGCAUCCCAAUGGGCUGAAGCGAAUGAGACCUCUUUCGAACUUCCAGUAUUCAGCAAUCAUUAAUAGACUUCAGAAUGAUGAAAUGCAGGCUUCUUUAUCUGCUGCCUGUGUCCUGGGUUGUUAGGGAUUGUUCUGCAGUUCUGUCAUCCAAAGUUCCGCACCAAGGAAGGUGUUUGUUUUGUUUAAGAUUUUGCUAGAAUGGAAGAAUCUCACUUCAACUCCUCCCCAUAUUUUUGGCCAGCAGUGCCCACAGUCUCAGGACAGAUUGACAACAGUAUGUUCAUUAACAAGAUGAAGGAACAGCUCUUGCCCUCAGAGAAGGGCUGCGGUCUGGCUCCUGCCCACUAUCCCACCCUACUGACUGUACCCACCUCCGUGGCCCUUCCCACCAACAUUUCUAUGGAUUCUGACACCAAGCCAGAGCAGCUUACUCCACACAGUCAGGCUUCUGUGACGCAGAACAUCACUGUGGUGCCUGUGCAGUCUGCUGGGCUCAUGACAACAGGUCCUGGCCUGGUGAUCACUUCUCCAUCUGGGUCUCUGGUGACCACAGCCUCUUCCGUGCAAACCUUUCCCAUCUCUGCACCAAUGAUUGUCUCAGCGCUUCCCCCUGGCUCCCAGGCAACUCUCCAAGUCGUACCUGACCUUUCGAAGAAGGGGGCCACAGCUCUUUCAGAGGGUGGGGCAGCCGGUGGUGCUGGAGGUAUAACCCCCAAAGCUCCUCGUGGUCGGAAAAAGAAGCGGCUACAGGAAUCUGGCCUGCCAGAGAUGAGUGACCCUUUUGUGUUAUCAAAUGAGGAUGAUGAAGACCAGCACAAAGAUGGCAAGACAUACAGGAUCCCUGGGGAGCCUAGAACUUCAUGGUUUGCAGGAUGUGCUGGCUGCGUUAAUACUUGGUAUAGUUGUCAGAGCUUGGACUUCCCAGCUUCUGGUUUCGUUCAUGGAAAAGAUCACUUCAAGUGCCGGAUGUGUUCCCUGACCUUCUACUCCAAGUCGGAGAUGCAGAUCCACUCCAAAACCCACACCGAGGCAAAGCCGCACAAGUGCCCUCACUGCUCCAAGAGCUUCGCCAACAGCUCCUACCUGGCCCAGCACAUACGCAUCCACUCGGGCGCCAAGCCCUACACCUGCAGCUACUGCCAGAAGGCCUUCCGCCAGCUCUCCCACCUACAGCAGCACACACGGAUCCACUCCAAGCUCCACACGGCGAUUGUCAAGCCGCACAAGUGCCCUCACUGCUCCAAGAGCUUCGCCAACACGUCCUACCUGGCCCAGCACCUCCGCAUCCACUCGGGGGUCAAACCCUACACGUGCCGUUACUGCCAGAAGGCGUUCCGCCAGCUGUCCCACCUACAGCAGCACACACGGAUUCAUACUGGAGACCGGCCCUACAAAUGUGCUCACCCUGGGUGCGAAAAGGCUUUCACACAGCUCUCCAACCUGCAGUCCCACAGACGGCAGCACAACAAAGACAAACCAUUCAAGUGCCACAACUGCCACCGUGCGUACACGGACGGCACCUCUCUCGAGGUCCACCUGGCCACCCACACGGUCAAGCAUGCCAAGAUCUACAACUGCUCCAUGUGCAAUCGGGCUUACACCUCAGAGACAUACCUGAUGAAGCAUAUGCGGAAACACAAUAUCCCUGAUGCCCAGCAACAGGUGGCUGUGGUCCAAGCCCAGGUGCAGGCCCAGGUCCAAGCCCAAGUUCAAGCCCAGGUCCAGGCCCAAGUUCAAGCCCAGGUCCAGGCCCAAGCUCAGGCUCAGGCUCAAGCUCAAGCUCAGGCAUCGCAGCAGCAGCAGCAGCAGCAGCAGCACUUCCAGUCACAAGGUGGCGGGGCAGCCGGGGGCCCGUCUGGAGACAACCCUCCCAACCCGCCGCCCCAGUGUUCCUUUGACCUUUCCCCUUACAAGACUUCGGAACAUCACAAAGACAUCUGUCUCACGGUUAGCACCAGCGCCAUCCAGGUGGAACAUCUUUCCAGCUCCUAGAGACCUUGCUAGAGGGGAACGGGGAAAAAACUCCUUGCUCGUAAUCUGUGCCUGAGGGCAUUUCUGGUGUGGCGGCCUCCCCUCCUGCAGCAGCCUCUAGCCUCUUCUUCUACAGCUUCCCUUUGGGUGGGCGGGGGAAACGGGGGCUGUGUCCCCGUAGCGGCUGCCCCUUGGCUCAACCAUUCGUGCUUCGAGGCGCAACCACGGCACGUCCUAGACGGGAGGGGAAAGAGCCUGCUACUUGUGAAAGGGGGUCCUCGGCUUCAGGAAGCAUCUUUGGUUUGUCCAGGGAAAGCCCCCGUUUCUGUCACUUUACGAGACGAAAGGAGAACGCCCUUUGGUUGCCUAAGUGAGGUGAAGCUGUUUGAAGGAAGGGGCUGCAGCAGCGGUUGGCCGAUGGCGGGUGAACGAGGGCAAGGGAGCCUCUGGAAGCUUUCCCUUGGGUGGGGAGCGGAGAGCGCUUGCUCUUUUCGUCUCCCCUCCUUACAAAGGGGAGGAAGAAUGGCUGCUCCAGUUCUAGGUACCAAAUGUGCCCACCUUGCAGACGUGUAGGCAAAAAGGGGGUGUUGCAGAGGGUUUGACCUCUACCAGCCGAAUCACACGCCGUAGGUGGCUGGCGUUGAGGUUGCAAGCCUUGCUUUCCAACCAGAUGCAGAAGUAAUGGGGGGGGAGUCUCAGCCCCCGUUGCAACAAUAAGCCUGCUGCAAAUAAUAAGAUGAAAGUCUGAACCAAAACAAAAUAAGCAGCUGGUGGUGACAGUGCCAAAAUGAAGCCCGGUCCCUUCCCUCCGAGAGGAGGGGAGGUUGGGGGCUGGCGAGGCCAUCCUUCUGACUCCUUCCCCCCCCCCCAGGAUCACGGGCCGCACCCCCAAAAGGGAGACCUUUCUGAGGGGCCAUGGGGAAAAGGAACUGCUGAGCUGCUCCUUGCUGCAACAUCAUCCAAAUGCUUCCUUUGCUCUCUCGAUCACCAAGAAAAAACCGGAAGGAGGUGGCUGCGGUGGCAGCAGCACACAGACAGCAAAGCAGCGACUGAAUCUUGCAGAGGGUGGACAGUGGAGAAGAGGGGAGACGAUGGAAACAGCCGCUCACACAGAGAGAGAGACCAAUGAAAAAAGGGGGGGAACCCCAAGCAUAGACUCAAACUCCCAUUGAAUUUAAAUAUAUCUAUAUAUAUAUAAAUAUAUAUAUACAGAUAGAUAGAUAUAUCUAUUCACACCCCAGCCCCAUUUGGCCUGCUCUGUCCUUGCUGUAACUGUUUCUAUCUGUGUUUAUAAAACGCAUUAUCCUUG